AUGUCAAAUCACGAAGAUACGCAAUGUCUGCCCUGUGUGAGCGAAAACACGGACGAUAAUAACGCGCACACAGAAGACAUACAACCCGUCAGCGAAACGACGGAUACCACCAUCAACCGGAGCGCGCAGAUACAAGGCCUUAAAGGAGAAAGAGCGCAAGAGAAAUCCAGCGUUACGCGUUCUAUAACAAAGCUAAACAAACUAAUAAAAAACCGGGGGAGUCGAACGCUAAUCAGAGCUUUGGUCACAAAAAUAGAAAACCAAGUCCAGAGCGCGGAUUCCUGUAACCGCAAGCUUUACGAACUUCUACCCGAACAGGAACAGGAAUCUAUCGAGAAAUGGUUCGUGGAAAUGGCCGAAAAGGCAGACGAAACUGUGGCAAAAGCAUACGAACACCUUGACGAACGCGAAGAUGAACCCCCCUCCGUCUCGGGAUUAGGCACGCACGCAAAAUCGACCACGUCUUCUACCUCGAAACUUUCAGCAGGAGCAGCCGAAGCCCGACGAAAAGCGAAGCUUGCGCAACUGAAAACCAAACAAAUAGAAGAUGAAUCGAUGCGGCGAAAGGAACUUGAGCGCAUCGAAAGAGAACGACUUGCUAAGUUCGAACAAGCCAAACUCGAGCACGAUCGUCUUGCCAGAGAAGAAAGCGAGAGGCGUCGCAUACAAGAAGCGAGAGAUCAUGCGGCACAAGCCGAACUUGAGGCUAGAUUGAUCGAGGCUGAGGCUGAAACAAACGGUUCUGGUAGUUCAGACGAUUUGAAGAAAAGACUUUGCGAUUUUAGCGAGGAUUAUCGAACUCCUGCUGAGACCGGAAAUAAGAUACGGUAACUCGGAAAUAAGCUGUCGAGAGUCGGAAAUAGGCUGCCGGAAGUCGGAAAUACCCCCAAUCCAAAGGUGAUAAACUAUAAUAAAAACACUAACGAAUUAAGCGAACUUUUUCGAGAAGAUCCAGAGGAAAAGGCAAAAUCUACCGCUUCAUGGAUUGCCAAUCUACCAUCGACGACGAACGAGAAUCGACGUACCGAACCAAUGACCGCACCUAUAUCAUACCACAAAUCUAUACCAAAACUUACGCUUACGAAGUCCGACGGUGAUCCUCUAAAGUGGACAGAUUGGCUCGGUAUGUUCGAAGCAAUCAUUCACCGGUCGGAGAUGUCACCCUUCGAGAAAAUGACCCACCUUCAACAGAACGUUGUCGGAAAGGCGAAAUCCGUAAUCGCCGGCUUUCGCUACAACGGGAACCUUUAUCACCGAGCGUUGAAGUGUUUGGAAAACCGCUUUGGAAAACCUCAUAUCGUAGUCCAAGCCCAUCUUGAUAAGCUUUCGAAAGUGGCACCAGUUGCGGAGGACGACGCUCGUAGUGUUUCAGCAUUCUCCACCGUAAUUAACAAUAUUGUUUGGACAUUCCAGGACCUGGGCUACCUAGAUGACUUGAAAGCUGCGAGCAACGUCAAGUCUGCCAUUGAGAAACUACCAUCGCCCAUGAUUUUGAAAUGGAACGAACAUUUAAUACGAAAUAAGAUCAUACGCCCCACGCUGAUUACCCUCGGAGAUUGGUUGCAGGAACAAUCUGAAGCCUACGAACUAUUGCCCACGAAGCCAAAACCAAAGUUUGCUGGAAAAGCCGGAGUGGAUAGACAACGACGAAGACGAGACGACCCCCCUGCCAACUCGUACGCCACCCACGAAGGUGAACGGCCAACAACGCCUUGCUUGUUUGAAGACGGCAAUCACCCAGUUUCUUUAUGCCCGAAGUUCGCAGCACUUACCCCCGACGAACGAGCCGAAGCUGUCAAAGAGAAGAACCUUUGCUUUCGUUGCCUGAAAGGUGGUCAUCGUAUACGCGAUUGUCGAUCGCAGAAAUCUUGUGGUGUCGACGGCUGUCAAAAGAAACAUCACGAACUAGUCCACCUAGCAAAACAAGUCUUCGGAAAGGGAGACGCCAACCAACAUGUUAAAUUUUCGCAUUCCCAGCGCCAAUCGCAAGUUCUCCUUCAAGUUGUCCCUGUAACGCUUCACGGGCCGGCCAAGACCGUGAGAACUUAUGCAAUGUUAGAUUUAGGGAGCACUUGUUCUCUAAUACAAAACGAUAUUGCUAAUGAACUUGGUUUGGAUG
This is a messenger RNA of Paramuricea clavata, 2119 nucleotides long. The record is from the annotation of a GenBank genome assembly. Lineage: Eukaryota; Metazoa; Cnidaria; Anthozoa; Malacalcyonacea; Plexauridae.